CCAGAUCCCAGUGUACAGCACCAGCCCGAUGCCAGCCUAGGCCCGCCUAGCGUCUAGCAUGUCCAAGGCCAUCAUCGCCUACCGAGUGAAGAAGAUCGAGUCAAUCGGCAGGAUGACGCAGAUGACACAGGAGGAGAUCAUGAUCAACACCAAGACGGUGGUGCAGGGGCUGGAGGCGCUCAAGAAUGAGCACAACUCGAUCCUCAACGGCCUGUCCGCGGCGGCGGCCAGCGAGACGCACCAGCCCCUCGGCACCGAGAAGGUCGGCAUCCUCAGACAGUCCCUGGACACCAUCGAGCUGGGGCUCGGCGAGGCGCAGGUGAUGGUGGCGCUGGCGUCCCACCUGCAGAUCGUGGAGGCCGAGAAGCAGAAGCUGCGCGCCCAGGUGCGCCGCCUGGUGCAGGAGAACGCGUGGCUGCGCGACGAGCUGGCCAACACGCAGCAGAAGCUGCAGGCGUCGGAGCAGGCCGUGGCGCAGCUCGAGGAGGAGAAGAAGCACAUCGACUUCAUGACGAGCAUGCGGAAGUACGACCAGGACAUCAUCGGCGAGGACUUGAUGACGGAGUCCACCAAGUCGGACCGGCCGCGGCAGGACGACCCCGUCGUGGACCUCUUCCCCGACGACGACGCGGAUGACAGAAACAACAUGUCGCCCACGCCGCCCAACCAGUACGCCCAGCAAGUGAACGCCGGCUACGAGAUCCCCGCCCGCCUGCGCACGCUGCACAACCUGGUGAUCCAGUACGCGUCGCAGGGCCGCUACGAGGUGGCGGUGCCGCUUUGCAAGCAGGCCCUGGAGGACCUGGAGAAGACCAGCGGGCACGACCACCCCGACGUGGCCACCAUGCUCAACAUCCUGGCGCUGGUGUACCGGGACCAGAACAAGUACAAGGACGCCGCCAACCUCCUGAACGACGCCCUGGCCAUCCGGGAGAAGACCCUCGGCGAAAACCACCCGGCUGUCGCUGCCACAUUGAACAACCUGGCUGUUCUGUACGGUAAACGGGGGAAGUACAAGGAAGCUGAGCCUCUUUGCAAGCGGGCUUUAGAAAUACGCGAGAAAGUCCUUGGCAAGGAUCACCCUGAUGUAGCGAAGCAACUCAACAAUCUCGCUUUACUUUGUCAGAACCAGUUCAAAUUUGAGGAAGUUGAGAGGUAUUACCAAAGGGCCCUCGAGAUUUAUGAAAGUAAAUUGGGACCUGACGAUCCCAAUGUUGCAAAAACCAAAAACAAUCUUGCGUCGUGCUACCUGAAGCAGGGAAAGUUCAAAGAAGCAGAGAUCCUCUACAAGCAAGUUCUAACUAGAGCACAUGAAAGAGAGUUUGGAACUAUAGAUGGCGACAACAAACCCAUUUGGCAAGUGGCUGAAGAACGAGAAGAGAAUAAACACCGCAAUAAGGAAAACGCUCCAUAUGGAGAGUAUGGCGGUUGGCACAAAGCAGCAAAGGUUGAUUCACCCACGGUCACAACCACCCUUAAAAAUUUAGGUGCUUUGUACAGAAGGCAGGGCAAAUAUGAGGCGGCAGAAACACUAGAAGACUGUGCAUUACGCUCCAGAAAAGAGGCUUUGGAUAUUGUGAAGCAGACUAAGGUUGCCCAGGUCUUAAGUACUAUUGGAGCUGAGACAAGUAUGUCAAGCAGUGCUGAGAAACGGCGCAGUUCCAGUGGUCGUGAGCGAUCUAGUCGCAGAGGUUCGCGGGAGUCACUUGAAUCAAUGCCCAGCGAAGCAAGUGAAGAGUCCAGUCCAUUAAGACGGAGCGCCAGCUUCACGAAGCUGAGGGCUUCAAUAAGACGCUCCAGUGCCAAAUUGAUGCAGCGUCUAUCGAUGCCAACCAGAGCCGAGUUGGAUGGGCUGGCCCACAGCAUGAAGCGCGCAAGUUCUCUGUCCGUUCUUAGUAGCCAGACAUGGGAACAGGUUGGUGUUGGGGGCUCUCUUUUGUGGAGUGCAAAAGUUCAAGCUUCAAGCCCAAGUGAAACAGCAUCGUGACAUGAUAACAAUUUCAUAAAACAUUACUUGACUCUCAAAAAUAGCUUAUGAUUUUGAAACUUCAAAUUUUGUUUGUUUUAAUUUUUACAUUUUGACUCUUACUUAAUGCAGCAUUUUUUCUUAAAAAAAUAAAGAGCACGGUAAGCGUGAUUUUGAUAGGCUCACUUCUCUUGUGGGUAGUGUACAGAUUUUAAAUAACAUUGUCAAAGUGCAUCUACAACUGUGGUAGCACAUUUUUGGAACCGUUUUGAACUUGUAAUUGUGAGUCAUAAUGGUGGAAAUUAUGAAAAGUCAGAAAAUAGGUUGUUUUUGCUGCUGCUUGUGAAGUUGUAGCUCUGUUUUGAUUGUCCCCAUGAGAUUUGAAAGUCUCAAUGAAACAGAUGUGGUCCUUUAGAUUUAGUUCGAACAUUUCAAAAAUUCCAACAGUCUGCAGGAUGGUGUGCAGGAUGUAAUUCGUGUCAUAAUGUGCAUUAUUAAAAUAAUUGCUGCAUUUUUGUGUCAUCAAAACAUUCGGAUCUUUUGUGGACUGCAUCUGUAUAAUUUUGUAAAGUAACUUAAUUUAAAACAUUGAUAUUGGAAGGGUAUGGUCUAUUUUGCCAGACCUCUUAUGUGCUUGCUAUUUUUGGUAUGACUAUGUUCUAGAACUAAAAACUGAUAUUGUAAAGAAUUUAUUUCUUAGAUUAUAAACUACAUUCAAAGUAUUAUUUUCAUUGGUACUAGCAGCGAUUCUUGAACUCAUAGCUUUUUAGUGUAUCUUUUUUUGUUUUUAAAGAAAAAUAGUUAGUCACACUGAGUUACAAUUGCAUUCCUUUAUAAAAUUUGCAGUGUGCAAUAAUUGCAAGAGACUGUUAUAUUUGUACUUUUUUUUUCACUGCCCGCUUAGUGUGUGGGACUUAAAGAAGAGUGUCUCAGUAUUAUAAUGUGUAAUGUGUUAUUAAAAAAAAUGGUACUGAUAAUUUGAAGGAAAGCAUGUCUAUUUGUUGGUUAUUGUUAUUGAUGGUUGUAGAAUACAUUGCUAAUUUCUGUUCAAAAUUUUUGCUCUUGAUGUCGUUGAGACCUUCUUCCAUCCAGCUUUGGGAAACAAAGAUUCCUGAGAAAAGCAUGAAUGGAUUCAAAUGAAAACGGAAGUUGUAGGGGCACACUGGUGUUUUCACGCCUUGAAGCCUCUUGAAGUGAAGUUGGCAAACUGCACACCAGUGCCUAGCAUUUUGCCUCUGAAGUAUUAGAAACUCUGUGAUAAUAUAUUUCAUUUUGCUGCAAUACUUUGGAAUACUUGUUCCUUUUAUUACUUCAGAAAUUUGGUUCUUAGUUAAUUUUGUCCUUGGAAGACCCACAAUGAACAUGUUUCAAUUGUAAUGCACUGGUUGUCAACAGUACUUGUGCUACAUUUUUCAUAUUAAAACUGUUAUCUUCAAGGGUAAAGUGAAGGCUCAUUUAUUCACACUGCAAUGCAUGUCCUAAUUUUGCUUUAUCCAAGCUGUAUACAAGACCAAUAAAUUUAGUAUUUAUUUCAAAAAA
Thrips palmi is the source of this 3505-nucleotide messenger RNA. It is a transcript of the gene Klc, whose product is annotated as kinesin light chain. Gene Ontology annotation, biological process: microtubule-based movement. Lineage: Eukaryota; Metazoa; Arthropoda; Insecta; Thysanoptera; Thripidae. The transcript is spliced from 13 exons. The coding region runs from base 59 to 1987 and encodes 642 amino acids. Gene Ontology annotation, molecular function: kinesin binding. The record is from RefSeq and is a predicted model, not a curated record. Gene Ontology annotation, cellular component: membrane-bounded organelle; cytoplasm; kinesin complex.